AUGCCAGCGCAGCAGAAGAAGAUGCUGUUCUGCACGGCCGGGGUGCUGAGCUUCGCCUGCGCCCUGGGGGCGGCGGCGGCCGUGGGCUCGCAGCUCUGGGUCCGGGGCUCCAUCCUCUGCUCCACCGGAGCGCUGCUGGUCAACGCCAGCGGCCCCGAGCUGCACAAGUUCAUCGGCGACAUCCAGUACGGGCUGUUCUCGGGGCAGAGAGUGCGGCAGUGCGGGCUGGGGGGGCGGCCCCAGAGCUUCUCCUUUUUUCCAGAUCUGCUCAGAAUUAUCCCUGCAAGCAUCCACGUCAGUGUCAUUCUCUUCUGCACAGUCCUGAUUGUCUUUGCCCUGGUGGCAGCAGGGUUCUUCAUGCUCAACGCUUUUGGCAGCCCCUACGAGACCCUGCACGGCCCCGUGGGGCUCUACCUGUGGAGCUUCAUCUGCUGUUCCUGUGGCUGCCUCAUCAUGAUUCUCUUCUCCUCAGAGGUGAAGAUCCACCACCUUUCAGAGAAAAUUGCUAAUUUCAAAGAGGGAACUUUCACUUUCAAGACUCACAGUGAGCAGUUUGCCAAUUCCUUCUGGACCAUCCUGGUUUGCUCCCUGGUGCACUUCCUCAAUGCCCUGCUGAUCCGACUCGCUGGCUUUGAAUUUCCCUUUUCAAAAUCAAAGGACUCGGGGACAACCACAGGAGCAGUUGACCUGAUGUAUUAA
This is a messenger RNA of Ficedula albicollis (Collared flycatcher), 699 nucleotides long. RefSeq names its product clarin 1 (gene CLRN1). The record is from RefSeq and is a predicted model, not a curated record. The transcript is spliced from 3 exons. NCBI's taxonomy places the organism in Eukaryota, Metazoa, Chordata, Aves, Passeriformes, Muscicapidae. Gene Ontology annotation, biological process: equilibrioception; sensory perception of sound. Bases 1 to 699 code for a protein of 232 amino acids.